AUGACUCCAUAUAUCCCAAGAGAAAACCAUCGUACCUACUACACCACACCGCUUCCUACGCCAGACGAAGCGCUGGCAAUGCAUACAAAGGAGCUUACCCGCUCCACUGAUAUGGUGGAUUCAGGUGGAGCUCAUAGCCAGCUCCCGGGAAAACGACUGGUUCGCGAUUGCCACGCUGAGCAUGAGAGUAGCCGUCCUCUGGACCAACGUUUCGACUUCAUUCCGGCAUAUACCAGGUACAGCAGCUACCACCUAGCCGCGGCGACCUACCUUGGCCUCAUCGACGACCCUAAGUUGCAAGCCGAUGGGGUGCGCUCUCAGCACUGCUUGCGACUUCGAACGAAGCCGCGGGAACAUAGCGCUGCAAUUGGGGAAAGUGGCGUGGAACAUUUCGACUCUCGUGGUGUUUGCUUAUGGCCUUCCGAGGAUGCUCCCUCGGAGCUACUGGCCCUACUAUGUCCAGACUCGUCCACCAGUCUUGUUCGGGCUGUUUGUGACGAGCGGUCGAUCAUAUACUCUACCUCUGCUGAAGUAUUGCCCCCAAUCACCAUAUGCUGA
Molecule: messenger RNA, 558 nt
Organism: Penicillium canescens
Lineage: Eukaryota; Fungi; Ascomycota; Eurotiomycetes; Eurotiales; Aspergillaceae
Exons: 2
Coding region: 1-558 (185 amino acids)
Source: RefSeq, a predicted model, not a curated record